UCUUAACCUAAGGGCGGGAGCGAUGGUCGCGCCGGCGGUGGAUUUGCUGCGGAAUCCACUGGGCGCCGUGCGAGGCCUCUUCUCCAUUGCAGCCAUGGCCGCUUCUCCUGCUCCAGCCGCAACUUUGGAGCUCUCGGGGGGCGACUGGGGCGUCAAGGGAGUCUUCGACAAGUUUUUGUACGAAGAAGGCGCCAUUGCUCAGGUUCCUCACAUUGGCGAUUUGGCGCGUGAUUCUAUUCCUUCUGGGUCGCUGGUUCGCUUCCGGGGAAUGAUCCAAGAUAUGUUCGAUGUGGAAUACUAUGUUGGCGCUUACAAGGAUUGCAAUACUUGGCAAACAAACAAGUACACCGACAGCCCAGUUCCGCAAGAUACCGAGCAGCAAAUCUGGGAUCGACGGCUGCUUUAUUGCGUUCCAAUUCCUGGUGAAAAUCAAUGGAUGAAAAAUAGAUGGCAUUCAAAUGCUGUACAACCGGAUGCAACUAGCCAGAGCUUGAAGCGCAAACGGGAGGAUGUUCCAGCGACUGUGGAGAGCAUGGACUGUGACUCUCCAACGAAAGAGCAGAACUCGUGCCUCGUCAAAAUUUACGAUGGAAACGAUGCGGACUUGAAGUUGAAUGACAUCGCAGAGUUUGUUGGUAUCGUAUGGAAAGAAUCGGAACUGGUUUCUAGCUCGGCUUCUGAUUCAUCAGCGCUGGCUGAAUCCUUGAUGGAAGAUGACACCUCCUUGCAGUUACCGUCCAGCACGGUUCCUCGACUUCACUGUAUUACCAUGAGAAAACUUUCAGCUUACAGUAUUCCUAGUCAGCCGGGUGCUUUGGCGGAUAUAUGCUCCGUGAGGGAAUCUCUUCUUUGUAAAUUACAAUCUGUUCUCGGUGAGGACAGACUCGCCGCGGAAUAUUUACUCUUGCAUCUUCUGUCAAAGGUUUAUAGCCGUGUAGAGCCCUUGGCUGUUGGGAAGUUUUCUCUCAACUUUAGCGGGUGUCAAGCUGGUGCCGAUGGUUCCGCAUCACUCGUUGCCUCUGCAGUCGGGCACGCGAUAUCAGUACUUCUUCCCUGUUCACAAGUAGUGCCGCUGUCACUCCAGGACUUGAACUCCUGUCUGAUCGCUCCACGAAAAGAUUAUGCCACCAAUCGAUUGGUUACCGGUGGUUUACAACUAGCAAGCGGCACGCAUCUUACGUUAGACGAGACUGCUUUAAACACAGGAAGGCUGAACGAAACCGGUGUCAAGAAUUUGCAGAGCUUGAAGAGCGUCAUGGAGUCUCAGAAAGUCGACUACGAUUUCCAGUAUUAUCAGAUGGAAAUGCCGACAGAUUUGCCCGUGUUGGUGGUUUCUUGCGGCAAAUCGAGGAUUUUACCAGCUGAUGCGCUCGUACCUUUAAGGUGCAGCGCGGAAGCGGCACGUAUCCAUGCAGAAGCAUCGGACUUGUCGAAAUGGCGUAUUUAUUUGAGCAGUGCGCGGGAGGCCGACCACGUUAUCGAGCCUUCAAUGCAGAAGAUUCUGGAGGAAGAUCUUGUGGCCGCACGCCAGAAGGAUAGAACUGUAGGAUCUGAAACGUUUCACAGAUGGUUAACAAUGGCUCGCCUGUUAUCCUUGAGCUAUGGCGAACGAAGCUUGACGAGGGAGAGAUGGGAGAUGACGAAGGAACUCGAAAUGAGGUGUGCCGCGAGAUUAAGAGAAACUACAGCGUAACAAUUCCUAAGAAUGGACCUUUGUGGAGUUCAAAUGAUCAUCAUUAACAUCCUUCUGGAGCUCAAUUAGAUAAAAAAGAAAAAGAUAGAACCUUUUAUCUUUA
Selaginella moellendorffii is the source of this 1796-nucleotide messenger RNA. Its product is annotated as mini-chromosome maintenance complex-binding protein. The record is from RefSeq and is a predicted model, not a curated record. Gene Ontology annotation, molecular function: chromatin binding. Bases 23 to 1693 code for a protein of 556 amino acids. Gene Ontology annotation, biological process: DNA-templated DNA replication. NCBI's taxonomy places the organism in Eukaryota, Viridiplantae, Streptophyta, Lycopodiopsida, Selaginellales, Selaginellaceae. The transcript has 13 exons.